CGAUAGUAUCGCACAUAUAAACGUUUUAAGUUCCAGCUCUAAUUGUUUUUUAAGACCGCAAAAAUGGACAUCGGCGAACUGCUGGCGUUUAAGCCGGAACAGACGCCAAAGCGUCCGCACGAGGACGAGGACGACGACUUCGAUUUGGAGGCCUCGCACGGAAAACGGGGCGGUGGCGAUGAGAAAACCAAACGCAUGCGGCGCAUCGCCGAAGCCAAGGAGUCGGCACACUAUUCCAAGCAGGGUGGAGCAUCGGGGGGAUCCUCCGGGGCCACCGGCAGCUCCGCCUUCGAAUUCGAUCCAGAACUCACCGAGGAGGAGCGCCUGAAUAUCCUCAAAUAUGUAGAGAACGAGGAGGCCGAUGGCGAUGUUCUGGACGAGCAGAGUCUCAAGAAACUGAUCCUGGUUUUCGAGAAACGCAACCUGAAGAACCAAGAGAUGCGCAUCAAGUUCGCCGACAGCCCCGAGAAGUUCAUGGACUCGGAGGUGGAGCUGCACACGGUCAUCCAGGAGCUGAAGGGCGUGGCCACGGUUCCCGAUCUGUACCCACUCCUCGUGGAACUCCACGGCCUGCACAGUUUGCUCGAACUGUUGUCGCAUCAAAACACCGAUAUUGCAGUGGCCGUGGUGGAUCUGCUGCAGGAGGUAACAGAUGUGGACAUUUUGGGCGAAAGUCAAGAGGGUGCCGAGUCCUUAAUAGAAGCCCUGAGGAAAGAGCAAAUCUUUGCUCUUCUCGUCCAGAAUCUGGAGCGACUGAACGAGCAGGUUAAGGAGGAAGCCGAUGGAGUGCAUAAUACCCUGGCCAUUGUGGAGAACCUCACUGAAAUCGAUUCGGAGUUCGUCAGAGAGGCUGCCGAGCAGGGAUUGCUGGCCUGGCUGCUGAAACGCCUGCGCGGCAAGUCACCUUUCGAUCCCAACAAACUGUACUGCAGCGAGAUACUAUCCAUCCUCAUACAAACCGAGAACGACAACCGAUUGCUGCUGGGUUCUCUGGAUGGAGUGGAUGUACUGCUCCAACAGCUGGCUGUCUACAAAAGACACGAUCCAGCCAGCAACGAGGAGCAGGAGUACAUGCAGAACCUGUUCAAUUGCCUCUGUUCCGCCUUGAUGGCCCGUGAAAACCGGGAUAGAUUUCUUAACGGGGAGGGCCUUCAGCUUAUGAACCUCAUGCUGCGCGAGAAGAAAAUGUCGAGGAACGGUUCCCUUAAGGUACUCGACCAUGCCAUGGCCGGCCAGGAUGGCCGGGACAACUGCAACAAGUUCGUCGAAAUCCUUGGCCUACGCACCAUCUUUCCGCUCUUCAUGAAAACACCCAAGCGCAACAAGCAGCGACUGAUCUCAGCCGAUGAGCACGAGGAGCAUGUGACCUCCGUCAUUGCCUCGAUGCUGCGCAACUGCAAGGGCACUCAUCGCCAGCGGAUGUUGGCCAAGUUCACGGAGAACGAUCACGAGAAGGUGGAUCGCCUGCUUGAGCUGCACCUCAAGUAUCUGGCCAAGGUGGAGGCCAUUGACAAGGAGAUCGAUCAGCAGGCCAAGGAUCCCAGCAUUGACGAGGACGAGGAGGCGGAGAACAACUACAUUAAGCGGCUGACCGGCGGGCUGUUCACGCUGCAGCGCAUCGACUACAUCCUGCUGGAGGUCAGCGCCACCGGCGAUACUGUCAAGCAGCGCGUUCUGCAGAUCCUUAACUUGCGCGGAGCAUCUAUGAAGACCAUUCGUAGCAUCAUGAGAGAAUACGCUGGAAACUUGGGCGAUGGCGACACUGACUGGCGGGAACAGGAGCAGACUCACAUACUAUCUCUAGUCGAUCGUUUCUAAGGCCUAACACACAAUAAAACAAAACCGAAAUAUUAAAAAAUUAAAACUUUUUAAAA
Molecule: messenger RNA, 1874 nt
Organism: Drosophila subpulchrella
Lineage: Eukaryota; Metazoa; Arthropoda; Insecta; Diptera; Drosophilidae
Product: beta-catenin-like protein 1
Exons: 4
Coding region: 64-1818 (584 amino acids)
Cellular component (GO): spliceosomal complex
Source: RefSeq, a predicted model, not a curated record